GUUGUUUCCAUGCAUGGAUUGGAAUUUUAUAUUUCGGUCAAAAUAUCAACCCGAAAAAUUUUUUUUUUGAAUCACCAUGACCGUUCUGAUUUUGUCACGUUUUCGGCCAUUAGUUCAAAUAACUGUGAUCAACAGCAGUCAUAGUUUCAAACAGGUAAUUCGAAAUCCUUCGAUUCGAUCAUUUGUUUACAAGUUCAAUCGAAAUGAAUCGAUACCGAAUCAAACCAUUUUACUUCAACACAAAUAUUGGAACGCAUCGGAUUCUCGAAAAUAUAUGUCUUUGCUACAUUGGAUUCGAAGAAGGCGACGGAUAAAAAAUCCAUCCAUAUUUUUCAUUGGCUUUUCUGCCAUGUCAUUAUUACUCGUGAUUGAAUUCUUUUAUGAUAAAUUUCGUCGUUCAGGACUAUCAUUAACAGAAUAUUUUCGUUCAUCAACAUCGAAAGAUUCAAAAUUGAUUGCCGAAUUAAAUGAUGAUCAAUUGUCGGAAAAAUUCGAGACGAGAUAUGCUUCUAUAUUGAAUGAAUCGGAAAUUCCGAAAUUAAAACCAUCUAGGAUUGUUCCUGGGACGAUUGCUCUUGAUGACUUGAAAUUAACCUUAUUUCAAUAUCAGAACUGUCCAUUUUGUUGUAAAGUUCGGACAUUCUUGGACUAUUAUGGAUUACCCUACGAAAUAAUUGAAGUGAAUCCGGUGAUGAGGCAACAGAUUAAAUUCUCUAAACAUUAUGGCAAGGUGCCCAUUUUGUUGGUCACUGAUCUAAAGGGUUCAUCGCAUGAUGAAAUUCUUCAAAUUAACGAUUCUACAUUAAUUGUUUCAGCAAUGAAUUCCUACCUUUUAUCAAAGAAUCCAAAAUCAAGACAUAAUGGAGAAUCAAUCACUAAUAUGAUGCGAUGGUAUUUGAAUAGUCAUGUUCUAUCCAACGAAUUAGAAGAGAAUGAAAAAGAUAAAGAUGGAUCGACAUAUGGAGCCACGCGAUCGAAUGCUGAGCUAAUCAACCGAUAUUUCCUCAUGAUUGGCGAUGUUGAUCAAAGAAAAUAUGAGAAAAUCGAUCCAUUACUAGCACAAGAUCGUCGGUGGCGACGUUGGGUCGACGAUCAUUUGGUCCAUGUUCUUUCACCGAAUAUUUAUCGUACCAUGGAUGAAGCAUUCGAUUCAUUUGAUUAUUUCGCCAAAGUUAGUGAAUGGGAUCAAAUUUUCUCCAAAUGGGAGAUUAUGAUCAUAACGAAUGUUGGUGCCAUGGCCAUGUAUAUGAUUGGCAAACGAUUGAAAAAGAAAUAUCGACUUAAAGAAGAUGUUCGACAAUCACUAUAUGAUUCUUGUAACUAUUGGCUAAAAGCAAUUGGUCCAGAUCGAAAAUUUAUGGGCGGCGAUACACCCAGUCUAUCUGAUUUGACUGUUUACGGAGUUCUGAGUUCAAUCGAAGGAUGUGAAGCAUUUUCUGAUCUGAUUAAAAAUACAAAACUAUCCGAAUGGUAUUAUUCAGUCAAAUCAAUGGUCAAUGAACAUCGUGGAGCGAAUGAUAUUCAACAUCUGUUUGGCUAGUAAAUAAAAGUUUUUAUUGAAAUGGGAUUAUAUUUGGUCUUUCAAUAUUGAUUCUAUUGAAAAUUGAAUGAAAAAUAAAAUUUUAGUCAUUCUUCUCUAAAUUGAAUAAAUUCUAUUGAUUUCUUC
Molecule: messenger RNA, 1666 nt
Organism: Dermatophagoides farinae (American house dust mite)
Lineage: Eukaryota; Metazoa; Arthropoda; Arachnida; Sarcoptiformes; Pyroglyphidae
Gene: Su(P)
Product: prostaglandin E synthase Su(P)
Cellular component (GO): mitochondrion
Molecular function (GO): prostaglandin-E synthase activity
Source: RefSeq, a predicted model, not a curated record